UUUCACACACAAAAAAACACUUAGCCACUUGGGUUACUAUAUAUACUUCGGCCAUGGAAGCUUCUCCGGCCACCGUCCUCCUCCUUCUCCUCGCCUCCGUCACCGGAACCCUAGCUCAGUCGGCUCCGGCGGCGGCUCCGGCGCCUCCAGGGCCCACAAACGUGACAAAGAUCCUGGAAAAGGCGGGACAGUUCACUGUCUUCAUACGCCUGUUGAAAGCCACCGGAGUGGCGAACCAGCUGUACGGACAACUGAACAAUUCCGACAACGGGAUAACGAUCUUCGCGCCGAGUGACUCGGCCUUCUCGGUGCUGAAGUCAGGGACCUUGAACUCGCUCACGGACGAGCAGCAGACCGAGCUGGUUCAGUUCCACGUCAUACCCACGUUCAUAUCCUCCUCCAACUUCCAGACGGUGAGCAACCCUCUCCGGACCCAGGCCGGAGAUUCCGCCGACGGGCAUUUUCCGUUGAACGUCACGACCAAUGGCAGCUCCGUAAAUAUCACGUCGGGGCUCACCAACACCACCGUCUCCGGCAACGUUUACAGCGACGGCCAGCUCGCUAUUUACCAGGUCGACCAGGUAUUGCGGCCUCAACAGGUGUUCGAUCCUCGCCCUCCGGCGCCGGCGCCAGCGCCGGCGAAGUCGAAGAAGAAGAAGGGUCCCGAGGAAAGUCCCGACGAAGACUCUCCGGCCGAUGCCUCCUUUGCUCUUCGUCUCGUUGGUUCUUUUCGUGAUACGUCGUCGUUUUCCGUCUUCAUUGGAUUUCUUAUUGUAUGGUUCUAUUUGUGAUGAGAAUUGGAUCAUAAAGAGUGAUUCCUUUUGUUAUUUUGUGCCUGAAAUUCCGUGUUAAUCUUUUUUUUUAAUGUUUUGAUUCAUUGGUACUUA
Tarenaya hassleriana is the source of this 887-nucleotide messenger RNA. Its product is annotated as fasciclin-like arabinogalactan protein 12. The record is from RefSeq and is a predicted model, not a curated record. NCBI's taxonomy places the organism in Eukaryota, Viridiplantae, Streptophyta, Magnoliopsida, Brassicales, Cleomaceae. Bases 54 to 791 code for a protein of 245 amino acids. The transcript has 2 exons.